Molecule: messenger RNA, 1840 nt
Organism: Paramecium octaurelia
Lineage: Eukaryota; Ciliophora; Oligohymenophorea; Peniculida; Parameciidae
Source: the annotation of a GenBank genome assembly
AUGCAAUUAUUAUUCUUGUUCUUCUUGAUAGGAGGUUACUAUAGUUGGCAUCCCAUUUUGUUGUCAAGAAUAAUAGAACCAAUUGAUAAUGAAAAUAUUAUAAUCUAAGAUGAUUAUUUAAUAACUGCUGAAGGAAACUUUUCUAUCUCUUAUCAAGGUUUGCCAGGAUAUAGAGAAUUAUACUUAGUGUUUGAUGCUAAAACAAAUAAGAGUCAAAGUGAUAUAUUAAUAAUAGUAAAUGGAGUUAAAAGAGGUGUGAUUUAGUUAGAAGGAGAGUACAAUUAAUUUCAUUUGUAAUUUUAACACCAAGCUCCAAAUGUAGUGAUUUAGAUUAGAUUUGAAAAAUAAACCAAGGUAGAAAUACGAAACUUUAAUAUGUUUAUUAAAGAAUGCCAAAAGGGUUGUAAAUAUUGUCUAUCAGGCUCAUGUGAUCUUGAGUUAUUUGAAAACUGUAAUAAACUGAGAUACAAGGACUAAUGUUUAGAGGAAUGCCCUGAGGGUACCAUAGCUGAAUAUAACUCGUGUGUACAAGCCAGUAAUAUAUUUCUCUAAGGUUUAGGUUUAACAGAGAUUGAAUAAGCGAAAACAUUUUUGUAGGAAGAACUUAAUACAAUUUAGAAAUUUGGAGGGGAGAAAUAAGUCAAAUUAAAUUUUGAAACUGAUUUUAAUGGUCAUUUGGAAAUUGUGUUCAAUUGUUAUAGUAAAUAAGUAACAAAUUGGGACCAGCUUCUAAAAAUAGAUUUGAUGAAUGGUAAGUCUCAAGUAUUGUAUCCAUUUCUGUUUACUUAUUGGAAUUUACAAUCUCAAAAAUUUUGUAAGUCUAAGUUUGAAUUGGAGUGUGUGUAAGUGAGGGGGUUAUUUGAGAUGGAUUUUCUUAAAUAAAAUUAAAUCAAUAUCAAUAGUUAUUCAAAAAAGAUAGAAUAAACUGGAUUUUGGGAAAUAGAGAGUCUUAAGAUUUAUAAUGUAGGACAGAGAUCUUACGAAUGUGAAAUAAAGAAUUGUAGUUAAUGUUCAUAUCAUAACUAAUGUGCAAAGUGUGCUGAAGGAUUUUAUGUAUAUUAGAAUGAAUGCAUAAAGAAAUGUCCUUUUUAUACAGUAAAAUAUGAAAGUAGUUGCAUAAAUUUAGAUGAAAAGCAUACGGGUAAAAUUAAUAAGUAACCUGUAGACAUAAACUUGUUAGUGAGAUUAGUAUCGCCUUUCCAGGAUAUAAAAGAGAUCUUAGGUUAAAUAUCUUUUGAUUUGACAGAGAAGAUUAGUUUUAGAUAUGAGAAUGAAACAACGUUUAUAGGAGGAGGGUUAUUGGACCAAUGGCGACGUACGUCAUUUUCGAAGUAAAUGAAUUUGGGGAAACACUAUGCAAUUAGAAUCAUGUUCAAUAUAUCUAUAGAGAAUUCAAGUUUAGAAUCAGACAGUUUUAUUUAUUCAAUUGAUGGUAGAACUUUUAAUGUUUAUAAAAAUACAAGUUACGUUGAUCAUACAAUCAAUCAUAAUAAAAACAUCUUAAACUUAAAUUUAGGAUGUAGAAUCUCGAGUAAUGGUAGAUGUGUGAUUUCAAAUUACUAUUUUAUGACUAUGAAAGUAAUAGUGUGUUUAGAUAUUUCUCUAGUGUUCUCCACUCUGUUAGAGUUGUACAGGGCCAUCUUAAUAGGAAUGUAAAGUGUAUUAGUCUAAUAUUGAAAAAUUCGAUUAUCAGAACAAUUAGUGUUAGGAUGGAUACUACUUGAGUGAUAAUGGGUGUCAAGUCUGUUCGCAAGGUUGCUUAAUAUGUUAGAAUUUGAAUAAGUGUCUCAAAUGUCAGGAUACACGAGAGGCUGAGUUUAUUUGUAAACCGAAUCUUUGA